Molecule: messenger RNA, 1063 nt
Organism: Rhipicephalus sanguineus (brown dog tick)
Lineage: Eukaryota; Metazoa; Arthropoda; Arachnida; Ixodida; Ixodidae
Exons: 3
Coding region: 5-1063 (352 amino acids)
Source: RefSeq, a predicted model, not a curated record
CGAUAUGGCGAUAGAAAACGUGCACGCGCUUUGCCCGUCGUACUUUGAAGAACUUGUGGGACCGACUCGGGUACGUUACCGAGCUAAAAUUGAAAUGUGCGAUGGCAUCGACCCUUACGAACUGCGCAUCAGUAAGGAAGAUGCAUCGGACGUCGAUCUGCUGCCUGCCGUGACGCACGGCGACAUUGUGAAUUAUUUGGUGCUUUCAACAAGUCACGUCACACUGCAACAAAUGAAGGCCUACAAGUCGCUGGACGGCCACAACUACUUCACCAGCGGAUGGGUGAAGAGCAUAGCAGCAAAGCAGCUUCCAUCGCAGCGUGUCGUCGUUCUAAGCGAGGUCAACCAUUCCCAGCGCCUACGAGAGACCCCUCUGAAAGUGUGGAUUUUGGCCGAAACAGAUGGCACUGUUGCUACAGCACACUGCACUUUCAUGGCAGGCGUGGGUGAGGCAUGCUCUCACGUUGCUGCGACACUUUUCGCCAUAGAAACUGCUGUGAGGCUGAGGGACUCUGUGACUUGCACAGAAAAGAAAAAUGGAUGGCUACCACCUCAUAGCCGGAAUGCUGAAUUUAAGAGGCUAAGGGAGAUUGACUUCUCAUCAGCGAAGAUGAAGAAGAGGAAAAUGGACAACAUUACGAACAGCACUUGUGCUGAAGAAGCCCCGCCUCCACCACCAAUCCCAGCUCCAACGAAUGCAGAGAUUCAGCAGUGUUUUGCGGCGAUAGCAAAAUCAGGGGUAAAGCCAGCACUGUUUAUGCUGCAUGAAGAAUAUAGUGCACUUUUUCCGCCUCCACAAAAGAAAGAACCUGUGCUUCUCCGUAGCCUUAUGUGUGAAGAGGCCACCUCUGAGGAUUUGUCUGCCCUGGUGCAACGGGGUGAAGCGUUUUUAAAAGAAAUUGUUGUAACAGAAGAGAUGGUGCGGCAUGUGGAAGCCACAACUAGAGAGCAGUCAAAUUGUGCCAAGUGGUUUGAAUACAGGAUGCUGUUGUCAACUGUUCAUGCUGUGGUGAAGGCAUUGUGGAAGUCAAAUGCCCGUACUCUGUGGCAGAGUCUGGCAUAG